AUGGCAUUCGGGGAGGAUUUCACUGGCUGCAACACAUUUUACUCGGGACAAUAUUGGCCUGCUUCAACCCUGGACAUGAACAACAACGAUGAUUACGUACAAGAAUCCAGCAGAGUGCACCAUGACGCUCCUCAAAUGACACACUCGGAUACCCACCGUCGCCGGAAGCGCACGACCUUCAGCAAGGCACAGCUGAGCGAGUUGGAGAUGGCCUUCUCUGUCACACAGUACCCUGACAUUAAAAUGAAGGAGUCUCUUGCAUCCUUAACCGGGCUCCCGGAGUCUAAAAUCCAGGUCUGGUUUCAAAAUCGACGAGCUCGCUAUUUCAAAAGCAAGAAAUCCUCCAGAGAGAUCCCCAAACACUCAUCAGACUUCCUCCACCAGUUCUCCUACACACCGUCACCCAGUCCACCAUUCCCACAGUUUGCUCCUGCUUUCCCUCAUUACCCCAGCCUGCCGUCCCCACCAGGCUACCCUGCUCCCAGUCUACCUCAGUCCACCAGGCUCUCCACCAUCCUGGGGGAUCAGGCCACGCCUCUGCAUGCACCUACAUCCCCGUGCGCCGCCGACCAAACUGCGUCAUGUUACCCUCAUGGACAGCGAGUUACCCAAGACUACCAAACCCCAGACUUUACCAGUUACUGCCCAUUGUUCCCACACAGUGAACUCGAAUGGGAUUUGACGGAGGAUUUUGAGGCUUUUCUCGGUGAAGCACAUGUAUCCCAGCCGGUGGAGAGUCGCUGCGCAGCAUUGGGACUUCCUGAACCCAAUGAGAGCAUAGAGAGACAACAGAGCUUCUCCAGCACCGAUGUGUCCAUAAAUGACCUGUGCUUUCCGGAGCUGGAAGACUUUAAUUUGUCGGAAUUGGACAUUUCUGCUGCAAUGAUUGAAUAUAUUUUGGGUUGA
Eleginops maclovinus (Patagonian blennie) is the source of this 906-nucleotide messenger RNA. RefSeq names its product homeobox protein otx5-B-like. Gene Ontology annotation, molecular function: RNA polymerase II transcription regulatory region sequence-specific DNA binding; DNA-binding transcription factor activity, RNA polymerase II-specific. Lineage: Eukaryota; Metazoa; Chordata; Actinopteri; Perciformes; Eleginopidae. The coding region runs from base 1 to 906 and encodes 301 amino acids. Gene Ontology annotation, biological process: regulation of transcription by RNA polymerase II. The transcript is spliced from 3 exons. The record is from RefSeq and is a predicted model, not a curated record.